Nerophis ophidion (straightnose pipefish) is the source of this 14769-nucleotide messenger RNA. RefSeq names its product AT hook, DNA binding motif, containing 1 (gene ahdc1). The transcript is spliced from 8 exons. The record is from RefSeq and is a predicted model, not a curated record. Lineage: Eukaryota; Metazoa; Chordata; Actinopteri; Syngnathiformes; Syngnathidae. The coding region runs from base 6261 to 10256 and encodes 1331 amino acids.
UUUUGGGAGUCCGGAACUUGAAAUUCAAAAGCAUUAUUCACAUGUGAAUAAUGCUGUAUAAUAGACUGUAUUUAUGUUAUUCACAUGUGAAUAAUGCUGUAAAAUAGACUAUUUAUAUUAGUGUGUGUUUACUCAGUACUUAUUUGUACCUUAUCAUAGUGGGCGGAGCCUGGCGGUGAAAACUUCUCCUCGCCGUCGCCAAUCAAACUGUAAAUACUGCACUUUCGAUGAUACUAAACGGAUGGGCAAAUAUAGCCUCUCACAGAAGACAUGUAUGAAUAUCUAUGUAUAUAUGUAUAUAUACUGUAUGUAUAUGUAGAAAAAAUAUAUAUAUAUGUAUAGGUAAAAAAAUGGAUGGAUGUAAUACAUCUAAAAUAUUCAAUAUAGUGUAAACAACAUUUUACCAUAUCAUGUAGCCAAAACCUCAAAAAAGUCAAACAUUAUCAUAGACAUGUUUCCAAUUUUAAAGGAGCCAUACGUAAUUCUGUCAUGUCAAGUCAACAUUAAAUGGCCCUGAUAUGUCAAAAGUCAUUAAUAAAUCGUGUUAUUUCCCAAUACCUUUAUAACUGAUAACAGUGGUUCAGCCAGGAAAUGAUCAUUUUAAAAAUUGUAUGUACAACCCUGAAAUAUUAUUUUCAUUCCAAUGCCCCACCCUCCGCUGUUUAAACAAUAAGAAAGUCCGCGAGUGUGUCACAUCCAGGUUGCCCAGUUACACACUGCCAUCUUCGUCUCGUCCCUGCCACUGGUGAAGUUACUAGACAUGUCAGACCUUUGUCAAUCUAAAAGGCCUCGUUACCAUUCUCAACCUAUCCAUGACAAAGCCAGGAACAAAACCAGGAAUUGUAUCAGGCAUGCCUUUGAAAGACGGAGACCAUUGAAGGCGGAGAAGAUUUUUUUCCAUCUGAUGCCAACCUUGCUCAUUUCCUCCUUGAUAGGUAAGUCAGGCAUUUACUUUUUCUUAUUACUUGUAAUAAAUGGGAAUGGACAUUUGGUAUGUCAACUAUAUUGUCCAAUACAGUCCAUGGCAGGCCUGGGCAAUUAUUUUGACUCGGGGGCCGAAAUUAGAGAAAAAAAUGUGUCCUGGGGCCGGUAUAUCUGAUUUUUAGGAACACUGAUACACAACCUCACAAAAAUGUCUGAUUGAAUGCCUAAAAACUGAAUGAGACACUCAGAAUGUGGCAUUUACAAUAUUAUCUACGAACGAUAAAACACUGAAUAUUGACAACAAAGGGUCUUCUAAAGAUCCCGAAAACUCGUUUUAAAACCCGUGGAGACCUGGCAUUCCAGGCUUGCACCAGUCCCUCUGUGAUCUUGACUCUGUUGAAAUUUUCAUUUCAAAACUUCUCUUUUUAGUAAAGCUUUGAAAUAAUGCACCUUUUAAUUAUCAUUUUUAAUCCACUUUGUAUCCUUUUUAUGACGUUGCCCCUGAUCGUAUCUGUGGAAAUCACUUUAUAAAUAACAUUUACCUAGUUACUACUUACUAAAAAAAAUCCCUGCUGUGACGUAGAUGACCAUAAUAACUAGUUAGCUGAUCAUAGUAACUAAUAUAUCAUGCAAAAGUGCAGAUUCCAACCGUAAAAAAUACUUGGUAUAGUUCAGGGAUCGGCAUGCCAAAAUGUUGAAAGAGCCAUAUUGGACCAAAAAUACAAAAACAAAUCCGUCUGGAGCCGCAAAAAAAUAAAAGCCAUAUUACAUACAGAUAGUGUCAUGAGAUAUAAAUUGAAUUAUGAGGACUUAAAGGGAACUAAAUGAGCUCAAAUAUAGCUACAAAUGAGGCAUAAUGAUGCAAUAUGUACAUACAGCUAGCCUAAAUAGCAUGUUAGCAUCGAUUAGCUUGCAGUGACCAAAUAAGUCUGAUUAUCACUCCACACAAGUCAAUAACAUCAACAAAACUCUCCUUUGUGCAUUCUCGCACAACGUUAAAAGUUUGGUGGACAAAAUGAGACAGAAAAAGUGGCAUACAACACGUCUUAGAAAGUCGGACAAAGUUAUACAUGUAAACAAACUACGGUGAGUUCAAGGACCGCCAAAAUUAGUAGGACAAAACGGCGCUCGCCAAAUACUCGAAUCAGUGAAGCAUGUUUAAUAUAAACAGUGUGCUUUGUAGCAAUUAAGGAGGUUUGUGUCAUGUUUGUCCUCCUACAGCAGGGGUGCCCAAACUUUUUCCACUGAAAAAUAAAGGCAAACACACAAAAUAUGCAAAAUCAUCCACCAAAAAUAUUUAUCAAAGUGGAAUAUUUGAUGUGAAGUAGUCAUAACCUUGGAUUGGUCAAUAAUUAUUAAAAAUAUUGAUUUUGAUUCAUUAUGUUUUCAGCAAUGACAGUUUGAAAGAAAAAAAAAACAGCUGUUUUAUUAGUCAACAUUGCAACUUUUUCUAAAUUACAUUUCACCUUUUAGGCUUUUUUAUUUCACUUUUGUUAUGUUUUUGUUUAUUUUAAUCGUAUUUUUAGAAUGUGCCGUGGGCCGCAAAUGGCCUCUGGGGCACACUUUUGACACCCCUGAAAUAAAAUCUUGAUAAAUCCAUCGAUAAAAAGCAGAGCCUGGCGACGCAUGCGCGUUUAUCAUAACUUUCUGUCCCUCUCUGUUUUUGCCCCUCCCUCACGAAUGCUGCUGCUGCGCCCACCUUCACAAUUAGUUUUGUUUUUAACCCCUUCUUAACCCAGAAAGUACAUUGAAACUGCACGCAACCCUAACUCAAAAGGCCGGACAUUUGAGGCAUUUAAGAAACUCCCCCCGGACAGCCCAGACAGCCCCUCAAAAGAGGAUAUGUCCAGGGUAAAGAGGAUGUAUGGUCAGUCCAGCAUAGUUCACUCUUUCUUUGAAGGGACAAUGCACAGAAACUGUAAGCUGAAAGACAAAUAUGUCCUGUACCAGAUUAUAGCUAAAUAGCUCAUUUCCAUCUGCAGUCCCUGGCUACCUAAAUUAAAGGGAUACAAAAAUCAUGCUAUAGCAUGUACUCAAAUUAAGAAAAGUCUUAAAAUGCAAUUUCAUGGACACAUACUUAAUAUACAAUACAACCACACCUCAUUUACAUACAUGCUCGUGUUCACAUCCGUCAUCAUUUGUAAAAACAACCAUGAUUUUAACAGACACACCUCACAAUUUACAAUAAAAAUGCUCUCGUGGAUUAAUAUAAUACACAUUAAAGUUGAUGUGUCGGACAUAGUGGCCACCUUAGUGACCGUGUGAGCAGCUUUGAUUACUCUGAAGCCACUUUUUAAUUUCAAUUGUGAAUGAUGAGUAAAGACAUGCACCUGGGGAUAGGUUGAUUGGCAACACUAAAUUGGCCCUAGUGUGUGAAUGUGAGUGUGAAUGUUGUCUAUCUGUGUUGGCCCUGGGAUGAGGUGGCGACUUGUCCAGGGUGUACCCCGCCUUCCGCCCGAUUGUAGCUGAGAUAGGCGCCAGCGCCCCCCGCGACCCCGAAAGGGAAUAAGCGGUAGAAGAUGGAUGGAUGGAUGGAUGGAGUAAUCUGUUAAACUUUUCAAGUUUGUUUGUUGCAUGAUGUCACUUCUUCCUGAAAAUGGCCUAAUUUCUGUGUAAAAUUUUGCUGGUUAGUGACAAAACGAUGUGUCUAUUCGGCAAUUACACUCCGCAUCAAGGGUUGGAAUUGGGGGUUAAAUCAACAAAAAUGAUUCCUGGGCGCGGCAGUGAUCAAGGAUGAUGGGUCAAGUGCAGAGAAUAAUUUCGCCACACCGUGUGCGUGUGCGUGUGUGUGUUAAAUGAACUUAUAUUUUAUUAUGGUCCUAACACCUCAACCCCUAGUAAGAGGCAGUAGAAGUUUGAAAUCGAGCUGGAUUUGGUAUCGCUCACGUCUGCAGCUGGCCCAAAAUGCAGCUGCCCGACUUUUAACAAACUCAAGAAAAAGAGAGCACAUUACUCCUGUUUUAGCCUCCGUCCACUGGCUGCCUGUAUCCUUUAGAGUCCUUUUUAAAAUGAUCUUACUCUGUUUUAAAUCCUUACAUGGUCUUGCCCCACCUUACCUCUCUGAGCUGCGCCACCUCUAUGCCCCCCACCUGGUCCGUCGGGUCAGCUGAUCAGCCGAUCCUGGAGGUCCACAAAUCAAAGCGCAAGCUCAGAGGGGACAGAGCCUUCUUUUUUGCGGGUCCCAAACUCUGGAACGAUCUCCCUCUCCACAUGUGAGACAGGCCUCUUCUUAAAACCCCCUUUUCUUCACUGGCUUUUAACCCAGCAUGAGACUUUAAACUGUUUUUAACUUUUUUUUUUAACUGUUUUUACAUUUUCAACUGCUUUUUAUCUAACAAAUUGUUCCUAGGUUAAUUUGUAUUUGCUAUUUCAAUGUGUUUUUUACUUCUGUUUUAAAUGUUAUUUUUUUAGUCUGUCCUUUGCCUUUAUUUCUUUGUGGUAUAGAGCCCUUUGUUCUUCAACUGUGGUUGUUUUUAAAGGGCUUUAUAAAUAAAGUUGGUAUGGUAUGGUAUUUGCUGUACCAUUUCUGGCCCCAUUAUUGCAUAUGGCCCAUUUUAAAGAGAACCCUCAAGAGAAUUUUUUUUUUUUUAAUUUAUUUAGAAUACAACACAUGUUGGCUUUAAAAUCACUCUGGAUUUGUGAAUAUGGAGGUUUUUUUUUUCAAUAUAAAUGAAAAUGUUAGUUUUUAUUUGGUUUUGUUUGGAGGGGACGAACACUUCUGGUCACGUGACCUGCUGCGAGCGUCGCACUUUGUGCCAACAUCGCGAGACUUGAGAAUAAGCGGGAAGGAUAAACUAAACCGGGCGGACGUGCGAUAAGUACUAAAAAGUGAAUGAAGUUGUAGCUUUGGGUUCAAUAAUUAUCCAUUCAUUCACUUGCUUAUUUAUUUUUCUAUUUAUAUUUUUAUCUAUUUAUCACGUAUCUAUUUAUCUUGUUUCGAAACGACCUGUGGCUAACUUGCCAGCUAGCUAGCUCUUAACUGUGCCCCCAUUAAGUCUAUAAACAGCCUGUACGGAAGAAAACAUUCAUAUUGUGAUUUGUGUGCCGGCCUCACCUAAAUAUUACAUCAGUCUAAGUGUGUUUUAAAACUUUUAAAAUGUUUAAAACUAGAUUUUUGGCGUUAAAACAACAGCACGUUUGUCGUUAGCUUUAAGAACUACAACUCCCACAAUCCUUCAGGACAAACGCGCAGCUGUGUAGCUACGGGUGCCGAGAGAGCGCGUGACAACAGGCACGGCGCAGACGGCAACGCUCCAGACAAGCGGCAGCUGCAGAAGGCGUGCGGGCGCUCGGUCCACUCUCCCCGGCAAAGCCUUGCACUUGCCGCGGGGGUAACCCCUCGCUUGUUGUCAUCUCCCGCGGAACUUGUCAGCGCCUCUCCCGAGCGGAAGACCCUCUCAGGCGAGCGUUUCCCCCACAUUCCUCCGCCGCUUCCCCGCUUUUGUUGUCGUCCACCCCCGGAGCGGAGGAGAGUGACGGGGGAUCCGGCUGACCCGCGAAAUGCCGCGCGCUCCCGGCUGCGGCAGUCCAGGCAACGGCGCCUCCUCGACCCUUGCCCGGAGAGGAGCGGUGCUCCGCCGCUGACCGCCCCCACAAUUCGCUGUUCCAACACAAGGGCAGCACAUCUUGCAGAGGCAACAGGGCCGCCGCCGAGUCGGGAGAGAGGCGCUUUGGAUGGCGGGCGACGGUAUCUCCUGCGGUUCGGGGAGAGGAGGGAGUCAAUGUCAGUGUCUGGCCAGUGACAGUUUGUUAUUUAAGGGCCCCUCUGAGACGUGCACGGGCUAUGCUGCAGCUCCCCUGCGAGUGGAAGAGUGAGAUCUCUUAUUGGCACAUCCACUUGGACGUGAUGGAUAAUUCGCUCAAUGCUGGAAUGAAAAGGAAACAGCCUCAGUUUGGCAUGCGGCUGCUGUCUAGUCAAUCCGAGCAUGGGCAACAAGAGGGGCAGAGGGAGGAGCGGCGAGGGAAGCGAGCGAGCGGCCCACUGCAGUAUUGAUGACCCAAUGAUCCCCUGCAGAACUCAGCCAGCCAGGCAGACAGACUGAGGCUCCACUCGCAAUCCCAGUCAACGCCGGAGAGCGGUUGUAGCGGGACGCCAAGGGUCUGCAAUCUUCUUGACCAGAGCAGAGGACAUCAAAGUGCUUGCAUGGACAUUUGGACUUUAACUGUUUGAGGACAAAGGUGAAGGGCCCGAGCUCUGGACCUGGGGAUUCCUAGGUCAUGCGCGUCAUGACCUGUAACCGGUGACCCUCCACACUGGCUAACGGCCUCCAUCUACAGCAAGGGCCGGGCGCCGUACCUACUGACUGGAAGCAGCUGGCGCCGAGGCGCUGGGAAUCAUGCAAACACACAUUGACGCACAGAUUCUUUCUCACGCCAAUUUGGAUUCUCGUGGACCCGCACGCUCGCUUUCCGCGAGAACUGCACGCACAUCGUCACCUCAGCCUUUAUCGUUAGCGCUUGGCAAUCAUCCCACUUCGGUGCGGACCCUCGCCGCACAAAUGGAUACGCCCUCAAAGAUUUGUCCGGUUCCUGCCAGUCUGAAACAGAACACAGGUUCCACGCCUCUACUGGUGGAGGCCGAGAGGAAGUAUGCGCUCCGCAGCUCCGGACGUUCCCGCUUCCCCUGUCACGUGCGCAAAUCUUCCCGCCUCCGCCGAACACCGGAGAACGGCGAGCGGAAAUCGGAUAAGGAGAAAGGAGGCGAGGAGGAGGUGAAAGCAUCGGAGGAGAAGAUCUGUAGGGUGAAGGAGGAGAAGGAGGAGACGGUGAUUCUGAAAAAGGAACAGCCAACUGUGGAGGCUCCGCCCCUCGCCGCCGGCUCCCCUCCAGGCGCUCCUCUUGCGCUAACCGUACCGGAACCCAUCUCCAAAGCUGACCCGAAACCAGGGCCCAGACUCGGACACAGACCCGGACCCAAAUCUAGGUCGAGGCCCGUUCCCAAGUCGGUGCAGAAACCCGGCCCGAAAAGCGUCAUGAGACGGCGUCUGGCGGCAGCCAAGGCCGCAGCCGCCGCCGCUGCCGCCACCGAGUGCAACACCGCUCUCCUCCCUCCGCCGAUGGUGGGGGCUGGCGGGCCGCACGUGAAGAAGGAGCCCGUGGAGCUGCAGAUUUUGUCUCCCAGCGGCAGGAGGUGUGGACGUUUUGUUGGAGUGAGGAGGAUCGUCGUCAAGGUGGCUCGCAUUCCCGUCAGCCUCGGCCGGCGACAGAAAACCUACAAGAUCUCCAAUUUGGAGACAAUUACGGGAGCGGAGAAGAGCAACGACGGGAACUCGGAAGGCCCAGAGGUGGUCAAGGAGCCCACCGCGCUGCUCCGCAUGAAGAACAACGGCAAAAGCGUCAUGGUCAUGUUCCCUCCCGGGGAGAUGCCGGUUAUUCUUAAACGACGGCGGGGGCGCCCGCCUAAACAGGCCGUGCCCUUGAUUGCAGGAGAGACCCCCAAUGCUUGUGGGAACGGAGACCAGAUCAAGAAGCCCAGGAGGAAGCGGCGGACUAAACUACCUUGUCCUUACCCGUCGUACGUCAACGACGCUAAUGAUGUGAAGACGGAGUAUGGGGACGUGCUGUCCAAACUGGCCUUUUUGAACCGCCAGCCCCCCACCACGGGACGAUGUUCCCCGCCUCGCUGCUGGACACCCAGUGAGCCGGAAAGCUUCCACACCCCCUCGGAAAACCCGGGACUGUCCACCCUCCUGCACCGGCUCACUGGGUUCCGGCGGCCUCGGGGCGGAAGAGGUGGCGCCGGGAGAGGCAGUGGCGGAGCAGGGGGAGCCGGGGGGAGGGAACACAAUAACAGCACCUUCGGUGACUUCUUUGAAUCCAUUGGCAAGAAGCGCAAGCUGAGUCCCCUCUCUGAGCACGGACUACCCAGGAAGAGGGGGAAGAGGGUUGGGGGUGUGGGCAGAGGAGGCGGGGUGGUUGGAACCGAGCUUGGGGGCGAGAAAGCAGUCAGGAAGAGACGAAUCAGAAGAAAUGGCACCUUCAAAGGGGAGGAAGAUGGCAUGGGACAGGACUGGCCUAAUGGUUCCGGAGGCUGGGGGGAGAAAGCUUUAAGAGGAUAUCAGCUCUGUGUUGCUACAAGGGGGGGCUUUUCUUCCUGUGAGCUCGGGAGGAGGGGGGGCUACGGCCGCUCAGGUGGGGGCAGGGGUGUCGGACCGGCCGGGGAGGACUCACAAGGUCUGUUUGCCGGAUAUUUCCGUUCCCUGCUGGACUCUGAAGACUCCUCUGAACUUUUGGACAUCGCACAAUCAAACGCCCGCAAAGAUUCGUCAGCCCCGGGUUACGAGCCUUCCAGCCCGGCCCCGGGUCACAGGUGGUCCCCCGCUAAAUGGGGCACCAACGGGACAAGCUCGGCGGCAGGUGAAUCGGGGCAGACACACUGCUCCUCAGCCGGGCCGCCAUACAGCUACGGGGGCCAGACCCAAAUGUCCCCGACCCCAUCCACCUACCACAAAUCUACUCCUCCAUCUCUCUCGCACUCUCCCAGCUCCCCCCACCCAGCCGGCUAUGGCCACUACUCGCCCGCCUACGCCUCGUCUUCUUGCAUCGGGUCCCAAAGGUCGUCGGACUGCAGUUUUUCCUAUGUCAAGAACGUGGUUCAGGACCGUGGUCCGAUGGGUUACUCCAGCUACCACGCAGCCAGAAAGGGCUACAGCGGAAGUGCUGCAGCAGGGCCCGCGUCACCAGGGGCGGGGUUCAUGUCGGUGGCCAAGGGCAGCCCCUUCAGCUCCUCCUCCUCGCCAGAUGGUUAUAAACAGUACAACUGCAACCAGUGGAGCUACAGACAAGGCUACGGUGGCUGGUCAGCUGACAAUUACGGGCCGCACGCUUACGGCGAAUACGGCGCCAAUGAAUCGAAGGACAUCUUGGACAUCUCAAAUUACACCCCCCAGAAAGCCAACAGACCGCCUUUCCCUGAGAGUCUUUCUGAGUCGUCCUCUGACUCCUCGCACCCCGGUUCGGCAGCCGCUGGGGGCGGUCCUCCCUCCAUGGGGGGCGUGUUCAAACAGAUGGAGACGCUCAGCGGAGACGGGGGUCAGUCUAGCCUGUCCAGCCUGGAGAAACUGAUGAUCGACUGGCACGAGAGCGCUUCGGGACCCUCGUAUAGCUGGAGCCAGAAUGUCCUCUUCCAGGGAGGCGGCACCAGCAAACCCAGCCGGGGUCGCAGAAAACGGACUGAACAAUCGGAAAAGGAAGCGGGCUCCGUUUUGCACUCCGACUCCCCAUCCAGCCCCUCUUCGACACCCACUCCUGGACCUAAGCGGGGAGGACGGGGUAGAGGAUCCAGGGGAGCCAGAGGCGGGCUGUCCGGGUGUCAGAGAGAGCGUCUUUCAGGAUCCAAAGGCAGGGGAAAGGCCGCUGCUGCAGCACUGACGGCUCCAGGUCUAGACUCUGGGCUGUUCCAGGAGGGGCUGGACUACUACAGCGGGGACAGUAGCAGCCUCUCCCCCUUGGCUACUCCCACCCAUGCACCGCCAUCCAGCUACCUCCAGGACCCCUGUGAGUACCCCUCCCCUUACUCGGCUCACCCCUCCACGCCGUCCUCUGAGGAGCGAUAUCCAGCGUUGUACCCUGGAGAGUCCUCCUCCUCGCUCUCACCCAGCGUCUCGUCUCCCCCUUACCCCCCCAAGCCCCAGUCAUACCACCUCGUCCCCUCCAGAACCUUCUCCCCCUCAUGCUCUCCUCUACCACGGGUAACGCCCCAUUGCAGCUCCGCCAUGAGUCCCUCCAAUCGCCCCCCGCCCAAAGAGGCACAUUUCUCCCAGUACGACUCCCCCAGUUACUGCGGCUCCCCCUACUGGUACGGACAAACGUCGCACAGCAGCAGCCCGAGCCCGAGUACCUCGGCCCACCCGCACACCAGCCCACACGCGAACACUCACGGGAGUCUGAUGGCGAGCCCAAACGCACACAUGAACCCGCCCCCCCACGACCCGCAGCACCACAACGCCCACGGGAGCCUGAGCUCCCACGCCAAAUCUUACCCCGCUAACAAUCAGCCCCAUCAGGUUGCCGCUCAUUCCCUGUCCUUGCCCUCGCUCUACGACGAGUGCAGUACCGCCGCCGUCGCCGCCGCCCACAAGCAGGACCUGACCCUGCACGCCAUUGCUGCGGGCGCCCGGCAGGGCCUGCUGACGCCCCCGCCCUCCUACCCAAAAGCAACCCUGGACCCUUUGACGGCGCACGAGGAGUCAGGCGGCUACUCGCUGUCCCAGCUGUCCUGCCAGGGGAUGGGGCACCGCUACCCCUCGCAGGUGUCUCAGGGAGGAGGAGGGGUGCUGUGCCAGCUUCUGGACCCGGCACACGAUGACAGCUUUAGCGUGACCAGCCUGUAACAGCAGGUGCGAUCAAUACGAGCUUUUAACAGAUUUGCAAACAUUGUUUUUCUCGCUUUUGUACGGUUGACUUUUUUUUUUUUUAAUUUUUCUUUUUUUUUUUUUGUGCCAGACUGUGGAAUGAAGGGUGAGAAUUUAGCUGCCGGCUUUGGACAGUAAAGCUUUAAUUCUCCAGCAUUGACAAUCAAGAUCAACAUGCAAACGCCAACACUGAAGCAUGCACACAAACACACACAGCAGGGCUGGGCGAUAUGGCUGAAAACCGUAUCACGAUGCAAGUGUUUAUUAUCGGUCGAUAUCGAUAAAUGUAUCUUUCAUCACUUAUGGAAAAUAUAGACCAGGAGAAAAAUAUAUAUAAUAAUUAUUUCAAAUGUAACUUUUCUCUGAUUAUAAUUCCCUCAACACAAGUAUAGAAAAGAAACAAUGUAAACAAAAUUGAUUGUUUUGUGAUCAUGUUUUGUUUAGUUGAGUUAUGUUACUUCAAGACUCCAUGACAACAUACGUGCAGGGCAUGAAGCAUGAACUACGGCAUGAAGAGAAUGAACAGAGCAUGGAACAACAACAAUGACGCCAGGCCGACUGCCUGGCAACUACAAGCUUAAAUAAUAGUGACAUGAUUAAUACAGGUGCGUGAGUCCUAAUGAGUACAGGCGAAACCAAUGAGUUGUCAUGGAAACAAAACAAGGGAGUAAAAAAACCGGAACUAAUGGAGUCUUGAAGUAACAUAACACAACUAAGCAUGAUCACAAAACAUGACAAUUGAAAAAAAUGAAGGUGAAAAAAUAAGCAAUAUGUAAGAAAUGUUUAAUAAAGUGUAAGAAAACAGUGUAAAAAUGUAAACAUAGAGAAACCUGAGAACUAUUUUCUGCAGGUUUAGUGCCAGGAAGUUACAGCUGUGCUCUAAAGGGUGAGCGCGUGGUCUUGAUGCGGACAAACGCCUUGCAUCAUUUACAGACUACGGUCCCGUUUUAAAAAGUCCAAAAAAAGUGCCAAAAUGUCCCAGUGACUUAUGCUCUUUCAUCCACAAUUUCUUCAUUUUUACUUUCUCUUCUCACUCCAUGCAAAGAAUCAACCGCCAGACAACUGAACUUGAUAGUUGAUACUGUCACCCGAUUGGCUGUUUGCGUGUCAUUCCUACUGAUCACUGAUCCCUUUAGGGCUGCAUGAUAUCGAGGAAAAAACCCUAAUUGCUGUUUUUCUGCCAAAAACUACGAUUCGAUUUGCGAUUUUUAUAUUUGAGAAAUAUAAAUGCAUAAAGUAAAAAUACUUUUAGACCAUCAGUCAACAUAUUCUUGUUUCACGGUGCCACGCAACAAUAUGCAAUAAUUUACUUUAUAUUUGGCUUUAUGCUGACAGACUUUUGUCUACAUUUUGCUUUUAAACUGAAGAAAUACCCAAUAAAAACUAUGCAGUGAUCAUAGUGUAAUGUAAUCAUAGUCUAAUAACAUUAGAAGUAACCAUUUAAAAGGAUUUAAUUACUGUAUCAGUACUUAGAAUUAUUUGCCAUUGUGCUGUAAUUGGAAGGUGAAUAAUUUUGAGUUACCCGAAAUAAACAAACAAAAUGUACUAAUUUCUGUAAACAAACAUUUAAAUUAAAUAUAAACAUAUUAAAGUGCAUUUUUUAACCAGUUGAAACAUUUUUCGUUGUUGCCAUCACGUCAUUCUCACUCGUUCGUCCGUGUUGAUGGGCUUAUAUUGCCCCUCUGUUUUGAAGUUGAAAUACUUUGCCGUAUAUAUAUAUAUAUAUAUUUGUACAUUUGUACUUCCUGUGUGUGUAAGCUCGGCGUCCUGCGCUCUCCACACCGAGACAAAUAUUGUGGACGACUAAAAAGAAGGCUCACUGCGUUCAGUUAAUUGUACUGUUAAAUAAACGCGAUGCACAGAGUGAGAACUCGGUCCACCAGUUUGAAGCAAGAGACAAAGAAAACAAACACAUGCAGACUCACAAUUUAUAAAUGCCGGCAAAAUAUUUUAACUUAAUUUUCAUUCAUCGUUUGACUAAUUGAUUUAUUGACUAUCUGCCCAGGCCUAGUCACCAUCAAAACGUUUUUCACUGAUUUUCUUUCAGAUCCGAUACCAAGUAAAAUUCAUGCUGGUAUCAGCAACACCGAUCCGAUACCAAUUCUUUGUGCAAACAAUAACAUAUUGUAUCUUUCUAAACACAAACUUUGUGUAAGAAUGUGAUAAUGUAAGAAAAAAGAGCAACACAAUGGGCUCUAAUGAGGAAAAAGCUGUAUUUUUUUUUACCACUAAUAACAACACAAAAUGCUGUCUUUAAAUAUAUAUAUAUUUCAGUUUUUAGCAUGUUUUUAAAAAUAAAAAGAUAUUAAAUGGCCCCCCGUAUAUUUGACUUUUCAGUCAGUUGAGACAACCCUGAUCUAAAAUAUUAGAAGCUCUCAAAAUAAAAAAUGAAAUACAUACAGUUAAGUUUGUUAAUUAAAAAAAAAAACCAAAAAAACAUAUGCGUUAAUUUGAAGAAUUUCAACAAUAUUAAUAAAUACUACAAUGUGUAACUGAACAUUAAUGUUUUGGCACAGGCAGAAUAUUUAACACGCUAGGUUAUUUAGUCAGGCAAAAAUCGUGCAGCCCUAAAUAACUUCCUGCUUUGCUCGGUUACCAGAGAGCGACUUUUGAGCCUUUGUUCGUGCAACUAAACCUUGCUUCCAUACUUUGUCUUUCUUCCCACCAAGAAGCAAAAAAAUUGUCAAUCAUUUUAUCAAACGCAUUUUUUAUUGAUAUCAAUUAUUGAACAUUUUAUCAAAGGCAUAGUUUAUUAAUAUCAGUUAUUGAACAUUGUAUCAAACACAUUUUUUGUUCAUAUCAAUUAUCGAACAUUUUGUCAAAGGCAUAUUUUACUGACAUCAAUUAUCGAACAUUGUAUCAUACGCAUAGUUGAUUGAGAUCAAUUAUUGAACACUUUAUCAAACAAUUUUUUAUUGAUAUUGAUUAUCAAACAGUUUAUCAAAUGCAUAUUUUAUUGAUAUCAAUUGUCAAAUAUUUUAUCAAACGCAUGUUUUAUUGAUAUCAAUCAUCAAACAUUUUAUUAAAUUAAUUUUUCAUUGAUGUCAAUUAUCGAACAUUAUAUCAAAUGCAUAAUUCAUUGAUAUCAAUCAUCACAUAUUUUAUCAAACUCAUUUUUAAUUCAUAUCAACAAUCAAAAUGUUAUCUUUCGCAUAUUUUAUUGAUAUCAAUAAUCAAACGUUUUAUCAAACGCAUAUUUUACUGAUAUCGAUUAUUAAACAUUUUAUCAAACAUUUUUUAUUGAUAUCAAUUAUUGAACAUUUUAUCAAACGCAUUUUUUAUUGGUAUUGAUUAUUGAACAUUUGAUGGAACGCAUAUUUUAUUGAUAUCAAUUAUCGAACAUUUUAUCGAAAGCAUUUUAUUGAUAUUAUUUUUGAACAUUUUAUCAAACAGUUUUUUUUAAUAUUGAUUAUUGAACAUUUUAUCAAAUUAAUAUUUUAUUGAUAUCUAUCAAAAGUUUUAUCAAACGCAUUUUUAAUUGAUAUCUUUUAUCGAACAUUAUAUCAAACCCAAUUUUGAAUUGAUAUUGACUAUUGAACUUUUUAUCAAACGCAUUUUUUAUUGAUAUCUAUUAUCGAACAUCAUAUCAAAUGCAUGUUUUAUUGCUAUCGAUUAUUGAACAUUUUAUCAAACGCAUAUUCUAUUGAUAUCGAUUAUCGAACAUUUUAUCGAAUGCGUUUUUUAUUGCUAUGGACUACGUGUCUAUGGUGAUAUGUAUUGACAUGGUUUUAUCGCCCAGCCCUAACACACACAGAGAACCAUGCAAGGUGGACUCUUAAUGGUGGGCGUGGCGGGAAGCUGAGUUCCCCUCCCUAUCUCUCUGGUCCUGUGUGGCCAUCUUGCAGUAAAACAGUCCAGAUGCGCUUUAUUGCCGUCUUUUUUUCCCCCCUUUCCUGUGUCUUUUCUCUCGCCGUUGUGCUCACCUGCACGUCUCUUUUCAACGCCAUCCGCCCGCAGCCUCCUUGUGUCCGGUGAGGAGGAGGAGAAAAAAAAAAAAAAAGUGGAGCAGUUACAAUCCCGCUCUUGAGACACCAGCAUCUGUACAUACGUGCCACUCGAAAAAGUCCUCUGUCACGGAGACGCUACGUUUGUGUUUGUUGCUCUUUGAACGCCACAAAAAGGACCUCAAGGGAGUGCAGGGGAGAAUGUUGCUCGCGUGACUGCAGUAAUGCAUGUGUGUGUGUGUGUAUGUGCGUGCGCGUGUGGGGUCAAAAAGAGUGAAGCGCAUUCUCUUUUACUCCCUUCUUUUUUUCUGUUCUGUGGUCUCGUUGUCGUUUGGUGGUUUCUUUGUGACGCGAAGUUGAAAACAAGUUGUAUCUGUCUGUUACAUAUCAUGUAUGUAUGUAUAAAUGUAUCCAAGGUGCAAAAUAUUUAAAUACACAUUCUGUUCUUGCCAUUGGUAAGGACGUGUCUAGUUUAUUCUCUGAGGGAUUACAACGCGUGUGUGUGCGCGCGAACGUGCGUGCUGGGCUUUACUCACAAGCUGUCUGGG